Saccostrea echinata is the source of this 7160-nucleotide messenger RNA. Its product is annotated as E3 ubiquitin-protein ligase arkadia-B-like. The transcript is spliced from 15 exons. Gene Ontology annotation, molecular function: ubiquitin protein ligase activity. Bases 6 to 3332 code for a protein of 1108 amino acids. The record is from RefSeq and is a predicted model, not a curated record. NCBI's taxonomy places the organism in Eukaryota, Metazoa, Mollusca, Bivalvia, Ostreida, Ostreidae.
GUGCAAUGGACUCUGCUGUUUUGUCCCCUGAGGCCCCUCCAUCAACCUCCUGGGCCCAAGAGAAUCCAUUCUCCCAGCUUAAGACUGAGAGUGAAGGAAGUAAGCCCGGUUCUCCUCUCCUUGCGGACGAAGCUUCACCUCUGCUUGUAGAAAAUGGUCCCCUUUGUGGGCCCCUCCAGAUACAGACAGAGGUACAAGCAGAGGUCAUAGCUGAACAAACCAUUGCAAUCACUGAAGAAGAUGACAGCUGGAAUGAGGACAGUGAUGUUGUUUCCAUGGAAACCAUGUCUUCUAAUCCUACACCUGUACCAGAUGGAGGGGUGGAUUUGGCAGUUGACAGAAACAUGACAGACAACUUCAGAUCCUACAUGGACCAUCUGUCUCAUCUCUCCCCUGACCAGGAAAGUAAUUCGUCACCAUGGCAGCGACCUAACAACCACGGAAACACUGUAGAUAUGUGCUCUUCUUCAGAUGAAUCUUUGGAUAGUAACCCGUCUACCCAGGGCACCAAUGAAGAUGGAGGUAGUGACAUGCUGUCUCAGGACAACAACGGGAGACCGAGCUUUAUCAGACGAUCCUUUGGGUCGUGGGGAGACGAGACAAAUCCUUAUGAUGUGUAUAACCCCCACAACCCAUAUGCCUUAUUCAACCUUCCUACACCAGCCACUCAUCAGCAACCCACCACAUUUAAUGGCUUUGAUUACCGAACACAGGUGCUGCCACCACGUGAGCAUGAGCGAGGGUUCAGGCGUGUUGGACGUCAUCCAUCACACACAUCUACCCACAGUUCAAUUAGGGAGAGGUCUGCUCCCAGGGAGAUUGUUCCCCCAGUACCCACUGGUAGGGUGUCCCCUGGGAUGCGAGUUUGCUCCCCACCAGCCAUAGUGAGGGUGGGAUCGCAGCCCCAUGGAGACAAUAUUGUAGUGGCUCCCCUUUCUGAGAUGGAGACUGUGACUUUAGGAAUUCCAAAUACUUCAUUCCCAAGACCAGAGACUCUGCCAGGAGCUGAGACAGGUGACCCAAGAGCUCGUCUAGAGGACAGAAUGGAAAUGAAUCUUGAAGUUGGAGAUGAUGAAAGGCAGACAGAGGCUGAUCCAAUAUCAUGUAACUCUAGAUUUUGUGCAGGAUCGUAUCAGACUAGCCAUAAGUCUACAGCAGGGUCUAGUAAGCAUCGUCAUCCUUGUCCAAACCAUAGAGGUGGUCAUUGGAGGAAUCAGAGGAUAGGUGGACAUUCCUGUGCAAGGGUCACCCAUGCCCACACACUGAAUGACAGAAGUUCCCCAUUCUGUGACCAUUCCCUGUCUUCAAGCUCCACCCCCAGGGAUAACUCCACAAGUGCAAUAAUGAAUGGACAAAAUGUACUGCAGGCUGAAUCCAAACCUCAGAGGGAGCAGUUGAUGGGGGCGACAGGAACGGUCAGUGUUCUGGAGCACAGGUCAGAGGGGGAGGGUCGAGAGGUCAGUGAUUUACUGAGACCUGUCACUGUUACAUAUGAAAAGGAGACAGGUGCCCCUGUGGCAGGUUGUCGGAGUGUGAACAUUCUCCAUAGUGACAGUGAAGGGGAGGAGCUUGGUAGUAUUGACCUGACCCAGUCUGACCUUGAAGAGAGGGGCACAGGAGAGGGAGCAGAAAGGAGACACUCUCCCAUUGCCCCCAUUCUUCCCUUUGACACAGAUGACCAUAGCACAUCCUAUCAGUCUGAUGACAGUGAUGUGGAGGUCAUCCGAGUGGACAAUGGGGAAAGACUUGCUCGUACAAUGCAGGAUUCAACAGGGAGAGCGACAGUUGUAGUAGAUCUCACAGAGUCUGAUGACGACCAAGAAAAUAGCCGAUCCAACUUCACAUCUUUCAAUGUGCCCCGUACAUCCCAACCUGCCCCAGUGGAAAAUCGUCAACCUAGUGCUGCGGCCAGUUUUCCCUGUAAUUCUGGUAACUCUGAGUCCGGUGCUGGGGCACCUGCUCCACAGACCUCAAUGUUCCAGCCCAUUUCCCGGGGGUACAGACAGCCCCCACCUGCUCAUGUGCAUCCUAACUUUGGUAUGCCCAUGGCACCUAUGUGUCGAUCUCAUGACCAUGGUCAGGCCUGCAGUGGGCAUGGAUGUAAUCAGCAUCCACCAGCACAUAUGCUUCCCUGUUCAGAACGUCUAGGCUGUGCUUUCCAUGAGAAUGGUCACCCCCAUAUGAAUGUCAGCCAUCCUAGUCACAUGUCAGGGCCACACCCAGGACACGCCCACAUGGGUGCCAGUCACAGUAACCAUGGACACCCUUCUUCAUUACCAGGACACCUGUCUCGUUCCCAUGGUGGCAUGCAUCCUCACCCUCAUCUACAGCGUCAUUCCCAUGGAGCCCAAGGAUCUUGUGGAGCUAACUGUACCCAUGGAAUGGCACCUCAUAUGCACCAUCCAGCUCCACCCCCACAACCGCCAAGAGCCCACAUACACCAUCACCACUACCACCCCCCUCCGAUCCUCCCUGCAGGAGUGGUGCCCUUCCUGUUACCACAGCAACCCAUGCCUGAUAUGUCAACUAGGAACAUUGAGGGAAUGCCUUUGUUUCAACACAAUUCAAUCAGUUCUGCCAGCUGUUUACAAAAUGGUGCCCCUCCCCCAAUGAUGAAUUGGCCCAGAUCUCAGCCUCAGAUGACCCCCGGGCAAUGUGGGGCAUCCUUCACCAGUCAGCGGGCUACACCUAACCCCCAUUCUCAUCACCCACCAGAAGCUAUGCCGACUUCUUGUGGUCAGAACCAGAUGAACCCAGGUCCUACACCAGGCCCUCCUCAUCAGAUGAACCCAGCUCCUCCUCAUCAGCAUCUACAUCAUCAUCUUCAUCAUUAUCAUCAUCCGCCAAGGAUUCAUCAUUUCCCCAUUGCUCCAGGGAUGCCCUCAGACUUUGCUCCUAUUCAUCAGAUUCCUCCAGUACAUCCGCACCCUCUACCAGCGUUUACAUACCUGCCAAAUAUAAACCUCAACCGAAAUUUCCAGCUGAGGAUGGGACGCAUGAUGAUGCCUCAUAGACCGACUUACGAGGAGCUCUUGAGUUUGGAGGAAAGACUUGGUAAUGUGAACCGAGGGGCCACUCAGGAUAUCAUUGAGAUGAACACUCUUCCAUACAAGUACAAAAAGAUGAAGAAGGAUGGGGAUGAUGACCAACAAGAGGAAAAGUGCACAAUUUGUCUGAGUGAGUUUGAAAUGGAGGAAGAUGUCAGACGACUUCCAUGUAUGCAUUUAUUCCACAUUCAGUGUGUAGAUCAGUGGCUGACAACAAAUAAAAAGUGUCCUAUCUGUCGAGUUGACAUAGAGGCUGGAAGCAAGGGACACAUUGCACAUGAGUGACAGUCAAAAGUGACUUAUAAUGGAUUGACAGCUGAAGGGGUGUGACUUACCAAAUAUUACAGCUGAAGGGGCAUGACUUAUCAAUGAUUGAAGCUGAAGGGGUGUGACUUACCAUGAUUGACAGUUUAAGGGAUGUGGCUUAUCAGUGAUUGACAGCUGAAGGGGUGUCGCUUGUUGGUAUUGAGGAGUGAAAAGGAGCCUGUUUUAUCAACAAAUUAAAUGAGCCUUUACACAUAGCCGAAAGUGCACUGUGUGUUACUUGUAAUGUAAAAUUGAUUUUUUUAUGAUUGUGGCUUAUAUUCUAAUGAAAAUGCCAAAAAGUUUAAAAGAAUUUUUUGAAAAAUGAAAUACCAUAUAUACUCGCCUAUAAGUCAGUUUUUUGGGAGUUAAACUUUAGUCCAAAAAUCUUUGUCCGAUUUAUAUGCGAGUUAUAAGAAUAUUGGUAUUUUAGUGGGUCAAUCUGUCUAAUAUAAGCUCAAAAAAAUACAAGCGACUUAUAGGCAGACCGACUUCUAGGCGAGUAUAUAUGGUAGUCUCAAAUUUCUGUUAAAUAUUUGCUGUUAAGAGUAUACUUAGAGAAUGGUGUUAUUUUUUUUACAUACAUUUAUGAUAAUUCCGCACCUACUAACAAGUGAACUGAAGUGCUACCUUACUUAACCGCUGUUCUUGUAAUCAUAGCUUUAUACAAAUUCCUCUUUAUAAAUGACUAGAAACCUGUACAUAACAGUUUGAGUUUUCUUGUAAUACUUUGGAUUCAUGCUACAAAUGUUGAAAAAAAAGAUAUACUAACCUGUGUAGUUAAGAAAUAGUGAUUGCUAGGUAUCUACAGUUUAUAAACAGAGUGUUCUAUAGGCUUACUGGAGGGCUUCUUAGUUUAUUAUUCAUUGUUCAAUCGUUACACAAAUGUUCCACAAUGCCCAGCUUUGAAGUAAUCAUGUGUAAUUGAGGUUUUUGCCUAUACAUGUAUGAAUCAAUAUUUACAUGAAUUUGAUUAACUGCAUUUAAUUCCUUUUAUUAAUGGCUGUUGAUUUGUUAUUAAGAGGUGCUAAUUAAUUAAGAUAUAAUUGAUAUUCACAGAAUUAAUAUCACUAAUAUAAGAGCACAUUUUUUGCAUCCUUAAUUGCUUAAGCUAUUAUCACCCACAGUUUGUCCAUGGUGUCAUGUGGUUUGAGGAGUUGAACUGGUCAAAUCUGGUUUGAGUCUUUAGGCUAUAUGGACACCUGUGAUUUGGGUCUUCAGGCUAUUGUCACCUGUGAUUUGGGUUGUAGGCUAUGGACACCUGUGAUUUGGGUCUGUAGGCUAUGGACACCUGUGGUUUGGGUCUUUAGGCUAUGGACACCUGUGGUUUGAGUCUCUAAGCUAUGGUCAGCAGUGAUUUGGGUUUGUGAGGUAUGGUCACCUGUGGCUUUGGUGUUUUUUUCUGUCCCUGUCACUUGAUUAAGAUGUAUCACUUCAUGUGUAGAAAUAUUUGCCUUAUAUGUUUAGUCUUCCUACCUCUUAACAUCACAGAGAAAUGAUGGCCCCCAUUAUAUCUGCAUUUUCUUGUUCACCAUGGCAAAUUUAAAUCAGACAAAUCAAUAAACUUCGUGCAAGUUCUAAAAUUGCAGGAAUGGUUAUCUGACAAUUCAAAGGCAGAUAUUGUCCCAGUAAUGUAGCAGUAAUUUUAAAAAAAAAAUUGCGUUCUAUUUUUAAGCAUGAUGCAGUUAUUGGUCUGGUUUUACAGAUUGUUACAUACUUGUGUAGAUUACCUCUCAAGUUUAUAAAUUCCAUUGAGAAAGUAAGUUUGAAUUCAAUUUAAGAAUAUGUAGUAAACAAUAUAUACCUCUUUUGCAUAUAAUCAAAUUGGGUAGAGAGGCUGUUCAGAAUUGGGUAGGGAAGGGUACAGUAGACCUGCCUCCCAAAUAUUCAGGCCUGUCCUUGCUUUGUUGUUUCAGUGUUUACUAAUUGGAAGUCUUGAUAGUUUUUAUCCCUGAAUAUAGGUUAAUAAUAUCUGUAUGUUCUUUUGUAUGACUUUUGCCAUCAUUGGAAACCACAGGUUUUUAAUCCAAUUGCUCUCUCUCUCUCUCUCUCUCUUGGGGCUUGUAAGGAUUAGGGCUGUGUAUUGAGCAAAAAAUUUUGGUACGAUACAAUACGAUAUUUUGUAAAGCAUUAUGCAAUAUAUUGGAUUCUUUAACAAGUCUAACAAAAAAAUCUUUUAAAUCAUUUAAUGCAUAAAUUUUAUAAAAACUGAGUGUUUUAUAACCAUUUUGAAGUUCUUGUCUCACUGUCAUGAUAAAGUACAUUUCAAAUUUAAACUUUUAACUGUAAAACCAACAUUUUACAAUAUAGUUGUCUAUGCAUUUUGUAAUAAUUAUUAAAGAUUUGUGAUCUCCUUAAUGUUUAUAUCAUUAUUGAUCAGUUUUAAUUCAAAACAGUUAAAUAUAAUCUUUGGUGAAUGAAAUUCCCAACUUUUUCAAAGAAUUUUAAGAAACACUUCCUUCCCGAUAUGUAUUGAAAGUUAUGAUACGGUACAUUCUUGAAUAUUGGUACGUAUCGAUAUAUCGAUAUAUUGAUACAGCCCUAGCAAGGAUGGUCUCACCACCUGUGAUAAAUUGCUUUGUUUCCAAGCUUGUAUUUAUUUUUGAAUGAAUUGAUUUGUAAUCAAUGUAUGGGUUGUCAAUAAAAAAAAUAUCUGAAGUUCAACCUUCAUGUUUUAUCUGACCUUCAGAUUUUAUUACCCCAAUAAAAGUAUUGUUAGAAAUAUAACCUUUAAUAAACACCUUAUUUUGUUUUUUAUAUGAUGGUGAUUGCAGUGUACCCAUAGUUGUUGUGGUAUAGCUAGUGAUUUUAAUAUCAAAACUAUAUGGUUAUGGGUAAACACAAUUCCUACUAGUAUUUAUGUUUGGUAGAGUUGAGAUUUGUACCACAUCUGGUAUAUGUAUGCAUGUGAUGUAUUCUUCCUGAAAUCUUCAUUUCCAGGAGUGAAUGUUGGGUCCUUGCCAAUGUCUAUCAGCUAUCAAUAAUCUGUGUAACAUUUUAGCUUAUUUCAUGUUAUAUGCUAUAUAUUGUAAGAUCAUUAUGAAUUUGUUGUGCAGUUGUUAACAUUUCUAUGGGAUUUGUUUUGAGGAGGCGUAGGAUUUGUGCAUUCAGGGUCUAAAUAGUCAAGUAUUCGAAUGUGUCCUUCGAUAUGGUAUUUAGGUGCCAUAAAUUUUGAAGAAAAAAGUUCAAAGCAAAAGAUUUUUUAGUUAUUCUAGGGUAAAAGUUGUAAAAACUCAGAGUGAUUUCUUGGAUUAAAAUCUUAUUUUUUAUUUGAAUAUUAAUAUUAAUUUUGUAGUGCGUAAUUUCUAGGUUAAGUAUCUGUUAAGAAUUUAGACAAGUGUCAGAUUUUCUAAUUUUUUUUUUAAUUUUAAUAAUAUUAAUAUAUACUGUUAAGAUUCUUUGAUUGUUUGUAUAUUAACAAAGUUUUACUCUCAAUAAUUGAUAAUGGUUAGAAUUUGUGACAGCUUGUUGUGCUUUCCUCAUCUGUAUAGCUGUAAGUAGGAAUUGAAAAAGGAAAAUUUUAAUAUAUGAUAUGUUAACAUCUUAUUAUAAAUGUUUGUGUAAAUUACAAAAUGAUCCAGCCUUCUAAAGGCAUAAAAUUAUAAUGAUGUUAAUGUGCAUUAGAUAAAAUCAACAGAGAUUAUAAAUUUUCACUAAUUCAUGUAUAUUUUCUUGUUAAUGAACAGCUUAUUAUUAUAUACACACUUUUACUGUACCCCCCCCCCCCCCCUUUUUUGUGAUCUGUUUGUGAUGUAUUUACAUUUAUAUAUUGUCAAUUAACAUGUCCAAAUAAAAAUACCUAUUUGAUAA